UGUCAGUUUAGCCCACUCGAUUUCUAGGGUUUAUGGUAAGGCCAAUUCGAAAGGUUGUGCUGUAAAACCCUAACUGAGAAGAAGAAGAAGCAAACUCUUGAGCAAGUGAAUCGAAGCUCUUUGAAGUUUCCAUUACUUCGCGAACGAUUCUGUUUCUAGUUCAAUAUGGGUUUGUCUUCAAAGCGAGCAAGGAAAGCAAUGGAGAGUGACAGUGAUUUGGAAGACCCUCUUGAAAAUGAGAAGAUGCCAAUGGACAAGGAGGGACAAUACAAUUAUGAUGUUGAGGACGAUGAGGAAGGAGGAGAUGAAGAAGAGGAGUGGUCAUUUGAGGAAGAAGAAGAUGGCAGUGAUGAGCAAAAUGAUAGCCAUAAGGAUGAUGAAAUGGAACAGCUUGAGAAAGAAUACAUGGAACUUCGACAACAGGAAUUGAAUGUAUUGAAGAAUCUCAAGAGCCACAAGGAUGAAGAUAUUCGUAAAGGUCAGGCAGCAAAGAAUCAGAAGGCUCUCUGGGACAAAACCUUGGAAUUCCGAUUUUUACUUCAGAAAGCCUUCUCAAGUUCGAAUAGACUACCACAGGAGCCAGUUAGGUCAUCAUUUUGUGAUUCAGAUGAAGCUGUCAGUGUGGCAUAUUCAGACCUAAUUGCAUCAUCCAAAAAAACUUUAGAUGCUCUAUUGGAACUUCAAGAGGCUUUGAUCGAGAAGAAUCCAUCCAUUGCUCAAUCGUUAGAUGGUAAUUCUGGACAAUCAACUAAAAAGCGUUCGGAAGAUUCUAAGAACUUUAAUGCUGAGGACAAAGAAUGGUUUCAAGUUUCUCAAAUGCAUGGGAGAAUAGCUUCUUUCAGAGACAAAUCAAUUGACAAAUGGCAGAGAAAGACACAGGUGACAACUGGUGCUGCUGCUAUUAAAGGGAAGUUGCACGCUUUUAACCAGAAUAUUAGUGAACAAGUUGCCGCUUAUAUGAGGGAUCCAGGUAGAAUGAUUAAGCAGAUGCAACAGAGAAGGUCAACUGUUGGCGUUUUUGGGGCUGUUCCUGAAGGAAUGAGCGAUAAAGGAGAGGAGGCAAAUGCUGAUGGUGACCCUGAAAUUUUGGAUGACUCUGAAUUCUAUCAACAAUUAUUGAAAGAAUUUUUUGAGACAAUUGACCCAUCAUCCUCAGAGACAGCGUUCUAUGCUAUGAAAAAACUGCAAACAAAAAAGAGAAAAAUUGUUGAUAGGCGGGCCUCAAAGAGUCGUAAGAUUAGAUAUAACGUCCACGAAAAGAUCGUCAAUUUUAUGGCGCCUCAGCCCAUGAGCCUUCCCGCUAUGGCUUCUAAAUUAUUUGAAAAUUUGUUUGGGUUGAAAACCCAGAAACCUGCUGGUGCAUGAAAAUUCUCGUGCUCAAGUAAUAUGCCUCAAAUUUUGUACUUUUAGUUGCGUUGUAAUUCAAAAUUUCUUUUUAUCUUC
Mangifera indica (mango) is the source of this 1443-nucleotide messenger RNA. RefSeq lists its product as uncharacterized. The record is from RefSeq and is a predicted model, not a curated record. Lineage: Eukaryota; Viridiplantae; Streptophyta; Magnoliopsida; Sapindales; Anacardiaceae. The transcript is spliced from 14 exons. Bases 166 to 1365 code for a protein of 399 amino acids. Gene Ontology annotation, cellular component: nucleolus; nucleus.